Uloborus diversus is the source of this 1135-nucleotide messenger RNA. RefSeq names its product WD repeat-containing protein 5-like. The transcript is spliced from 13 exons. Lineage: Eukaryota; Metazoa; Arthropoda; Arachnida; Araneae; Uloboridae. Gene Ontology annotation, cellular component: Set1C/COMPASS complex. The coding region runs from base 103 to 1038 and encodes 311 amino acids. The record is from RefSeq and is a predicted model, not a curated record. Gene Ontology annotation, molecular function: histone binding.
UUUUGACAACACACUUUCGACAGAAACGUGUGUCGUAUUGAGAAAAACGUGGAGGGAAAAGAAAAACCUCUUAUUAAAACAUCAUUAUAAGUGGAGAAAAUAAUGUCAAGAAUCGUUGGGACUAGUCAGCAGUCUCCUAAUUAUAGACUAGACUUUACAUUGAAAGGACACAUCAAUGCUGUAUCAUCCAUAAAAUUUAGUCCUUGUGGUGAAUGGCUGGCAAGUUCAUCAUAUGACAAAACUGUCAAGAUAUGGAGUGUUAAUGAGGGAAUUUUAGAAAAGAAUCUUUUAGGACAUAAAUUGGGAAUAUCAGAUAUUGCUUGGUCAAAUGACAGUCAUCUCUUGGUCAGUGCUUCAGACGACAAAAGUCUUAUAAUCUGGGAUACUGCUUCUGCAAAAAUUCUGCAAUCUCUAAAGGGACAUGAAAAUGUUGUCUUCUGUACUAAUUUUGAUCCCAAAUCAAGUUACAUAAUUUCAGGCUCGGAUGAUGAGUGUGUGAAAUUGUGGAAUGUUGAGACAGGGAAGUGUGUUAAAACCUUGCACACACAUGCAGACCGUGUCACAGCUGUUGAUUUUGAUUGGUCAGGAUCUAAAGCAUUAUCAUCCAGCAAUGACGGUUUAUGCCACAUUUAUGAUACAUCGACCUGGGAGUGUGUGCAGACAUUCUCUUGUGGUGAUGGAGCAUCUGUUUCAUUUGCAAAGUUUUCACCAAAUGGAAAAUAUGUAUUGACUGCAACUUUAGACAACACUCUAAAACUGUGGGACUUGAGCAAAAGCAAGUGUAUAAAAAUGUAUGUUGGUCACCAAAACAAAGUGUUUUCGAUGUUUGCAAAUUUUUCCGUGACAGGAGGAAAGUUCAUUGUGUCUGGAUCUGAAAAUGGACUGGUGUACAUUUGGAACAUUAACUCUCAAGAAAUUGUCCAAAAGUUAGAUGGUCAUACAGAUGUUGUUAUAUGUACUCAUUGUCACCCCUCAAGAAACAUAAUUGCAUCUGGAGCCCUUGAAGAAGAUAAAACAGUAAAGAUAUGGAAAAGUUGACCUAUGAUUGUGGGUUAGCCCACAUUCUCAUAUCUUUAUGUAAAAACUUGUAUAUAUAAUAAUCGCCUUGUACAUGAGCUUAUUUUUUUGCAAAAUA